AAGCGGGGCGGCCGUCGCCCCAAAGACGAUAGUGAUUAAGUGAUUCUAGGAUAUGGUUCAGCGGCGCAUUAUAGUUUACUGGUUCUGGUUCUUCUUUCGUCGUUAGUAUAUCUGUGAACGAUCUGAUGGGCUAUUCUCUAGACCGGAAUGGAGAAGGGGCGUAUAAUAUAUUUUUCAAGGCGUUGCGGUGGUGGGCAUGGAUGGGCUUGCAUCUCGCGACGUGAAUAGGUACUUUUUUUUAUUGGCUUUCUCUAUCUUUGUUCUUUCUGUCUUCUCUUACGUUUUCUGUUCUAUUCUCUCACCUCGUGGGGUCGGUUAUUUGGACAAUCUCUUCGGGGUCUCUGUUUCUUACGUUCCGGUUGCUGCGGUCAUCUCAUCAACAGCAAUGAUGUGGCUCUGUAUUUGUAGGUUUGAUUCGGGGGGAAUUCGUACGGGGUCGUGGGAAGCUGACUGGUGCGUCUGGCAUGCCAGAGACAAUAUCAAUCAUGUACAGCAAGCCAGCUUGAAUGCCUGUGUGACCUGAUGUAGUGCAUGCUGUGUUCCAGGUUGGCGUGAGUUGAGCAUGCUUCCGACUUGCAAAUACGACGAACAAUCCAUGCC
This is a messenger RNA of Aspergillus homomorphus CBS 101889, 600 nucleotides long. RefSeq lists its product as uncharacterized. The transcript has a single exon. The record is from RefSeq and is a predicted model, not a curated record. The coding region runs from base 197 to 523 and encodes 108 amino acids. Lineage: Eukaryota; Fungi; Ascomycota; Eurotiomycetes; Eurotiales; Aspergillaceae.